AUGAAUCUUUGUAAAUAGGUUUCCCACGCAUUUUUUGUAAAUAAAUAAAUUAUUUUUGUAGAAUGCUCAAUAUCUGAAUUGGAAUAGUAAAUCUAAGAUAAAAUUAAAAAGGAUCCUAAUGAUAUAACCUCCCUCACUAUUUUAGGGCAAAUUUAAUUGUAAUAUAAUCAAGAUUUUUAGAGUUCAUUAGCAACCAUCAAAAAAGGAUUGUAAGUAGAUCAAUUUAACAUUGAUCUUAGACUUGAUUUAUUAGAAAUACUAAUUUAAUAUAAAAAAGGAGUAUUCAAAGAUAUUUUAUCUCUGUUUGAGGAGUGCUAUACCUUAGAUCCAAACUAUUGGAGAUGUGAUUAUUUGAAAUCUUAUUUUGCAAUUUUGAUAAACAACAAUAAAUUACAUAGAUAUUCAUUAGAAAGAGCUUUAUAAAAAUAACCAAAUAACUUAUGGGUUAAGAUCAGCCUUGCUUAAUGUUUUGCCGAAAUAAAUAGCCUAAAAAGCAAGGCUCAAGAAUAUCUGGAAGAUAUGGAAUUGGAUAUAUAAAAAAGCUAAUUUAAUGUUGACUAAUAGUCUUAGUAAUAUGUUUUUAACAAUUAUAAUUUUGAAUUACUAAGAAAGAUGGCUAUAACAAACUACCUCCUUAAUAAGUAGCAAAAAGCAUAAGAAUAUUUUUAAAUGGCUCUUUAAAACAAUCCUAAAUCUUAUAAAAUAUUAGCAAAUAUAGCUUAAUUUGAAAGGCUUCAUAAUAAGGAUUACCAUAAAUCAAUAGAAUACUGCAAAUAAGCUCUAAAAUAUUAGCACGAUUGUUACCUAUCACUUUUUAACUGUGCUGUUUCUUAUGAAAAGCUUGGAGAAGAAGAAAAAUUUAUAGAAAUAAUCAAGUAAAGUUUGAAAUAAAAGAAAAGCAAACAAAGCUACCAUUAAAUAGCCUACUACUUUUGGAAAAAAGGCAAUAUGGACGUAACUGCUUAUUAUUCUAAAAAGCUUAUAGAAAGAGACACUACUUAUAUAUAUUCAUAUUACUUGUACAUUCAAUCUUAAGUCAAUUGUCUAAUAGACUAUGAAGAGUUCUAGGAUAUUUUGCUAUAAUAUUUUAACAUCAUUUAGACUUCACAAGAUAUAAAUAGAAGCCUUUUACAAUACAUAUGCAAUUAAACUUUAUUUAUUUACUAAUGA
Molecule: messenger RNA, 1170 nt
Organism: Tetrahymena thermophila SB210
Lineage: Eukaryota; Ciliophora; Oligohymenophorea; Hymenostomatida; Tetrahymenidae
Product: tetratricopeptide repeat protein
Exons: 1
Molecular function (GO): protein binding
Source: RefSeq, a predicted model, not a curated record